UUCGGCUGGGUGCUGGAGUCGGAGGAUGUUUAGGACCCAGGCUGUGCAGCUCCUCCCUUUCAGGUCUCUCCAGGGUUAUUGCUUGGUGGGAGGUAGGUUCAGGGCUCGAUGGUAUGAAUGAAAGAGAGAGAGAGGGAGAGGGGAAAGCUGGACUGAAAAGCUCGAACUGGAAUAGCUCGCCUGUCUCCAGGCAACAAGCCUGACGCAACCGCUGGAGGAGGGAAAAAAAAAGUCCCUUAAAUAAAAUAAAAGAAAGAAAGAAAUAAAGAAAAACCCCACCGAGAGAGAGAGGUUUCUAAGGCAAGGCAGAGAGGAGGAUGAGCCAGUCUCCUGGAGGCACUGGUGGCACCGCUCUGCAAACACCAAGUUGGAUGCAGAAGGCAGGAGGAGGCAGCCAAGAUGUCCGUGCGCCCUUCCCGCUGACUCGACCCCCGGUGUGCAUCCAGGGCUGGUGCAGUGUUUGAGCAGGAGCUGCCAUCACCACAGCUGCUCUCUGAGGGGCUGCAUUCCUCAAGCUGCCGGAGCUGAUCCAGCCUUGAGGGUUUUAACUCCUCCAUCCCUGGCAGGUUGUGGCACCCUCCUAUGCUAUUGGACUCCCGGGAAGAAUGUCUCUACCCAAAAUCCAAAUAGAAGAGGCUCCUGGCAACGCAGACAUUGGCUCUGGAGGUGCUGUUCCUCCUGAUGACCACCUGAGGAGCCUCAAGGCAUUGACAGAGAAGCUGAGGCUGGAAACCAGACGCCCAUCCUACUUGGAGUGGAAGGCGAAGCUGGAGGAGCAGGCAUGGAAGAGCCCCCAGCCAUCGGGAGAGGAGGAGGUGACUGAGGCCAAAAAGGCCAUGGAGGAGACUGUCCCCUUGAGGAAGGUCCAGCUGCAUCUCAGUGGGAGUCCCAACCAGGACAGGACAACUGUUACCUCAGGCAGAAUAGGAGGCUUUGAGAGCAUCGACGAGGCUUUGACGUGGCUCAGGAAGGAACUGGCAGAGAUGCGCCUGCAGGACCAGCAGCUGGCCAGGCAGCUCAUGCGCCUCCGCAGCGACAUCAACAAGCUGAAGAUAGAGCAGACCUGCCACCUGCACCAGCGCAUGCUCAACGAUGCCACCUUCGAGCUGGAGGAGAGGGACGAGCUCUCUGACCUCUUCUGUGACUUCCCCCUUGUGAACUCCUUCAGCCUUUCCACGCCACUCAAGCUCAUCGGAGUCACCAAGAUGAACAUCAACUCCCGCCGGUUCUCACUGUGCUAGACGGGGAAACAGGAGGGGAAGUUGGGGGGGGGAAGGAGAGAGGGGACUGUGCAGUGCCAGGGCUCCCUCUGCCUGAUGGCUGGGCAAAAGAAUACAAGGCCAAAGAGGAGCUAGGGGAACAGCAGCAAACAGGGAACUCACGGGUGGUGUUGGUGGCAGGGUAGAACAGCUGAGCUGGGCACUGAUAUGGCCCAAAGAUGCUCAUCAAGGAGAUGUGGAGGAAGCGUGAAGAGCAUCUGGAUCCAACAUGUGCACCCAAAGUGCAAAGGUCUUCCUCCUGUGCUUCCUCCUGCAAUAACCAAGAGCACCCAGCUCCAGUGUGGUAGGUGGUGCUCAAAAAUCAAAGGAGGGAGUCAUAGAUCAGUCACAAAUCAAAGCUAAAUCCCUUUUCUCUCCCCCUUUACCUCUGCCCAGGCUAGAGCCAUCUCUUCAGAAAACAGAUCACUCUUCUCCAUUGGUGCCUACUCAGGCAUCAGCCCUCAGCCCCUGCUGGCCCAAGCACAGCAGCCAUGGGGUUGUUUCAGGGGGAAGCUGAUUGCCAUUGGCAAGGAGCCCUCCCAGCAGGGAAAUGAUCAGUGAGGUACCAUGGGUUAAACAGGAUGCAGCCCCAAGAAGCAGCCAGAAGAUGCACUGUUUGACUUGCUCCAUUGAGUCUAGUGUACUCUAGCUUAAUUUUGCCUGUGGUAUAGAUUAGGGACAGAUCAUAGACACAUUUCUAUAGAGACUCCAACUGCUCCCAAGUCCUCUGUGUGCCCUAGGAGUUCCAUUCAGAGCAAUACACGGUCCUGAUGUCGGUGUCAGCAGUGACCACAAGACACUGCUUGGUUAACUCCACAAGCAGUAAGGCAAAGGAGGUAGCUGACCCCCCCAAGACACCUCAGAUCUAUCACCCCAGGCUGAUAUUCCCCCAACAGCAGCACCAGCAAAUCCUGGAGCCUCUGUAGCAACACAUCCAUCAGAGAGAGGAAUUUCAAGAGCAGAAGAGGAACUUCAGUGUAAUGAACAUGAAGUGUGACUCUCAAAGGGAGCAAGGCUGCUGUGAAGAGCUUUGGACUCGUGGCAAGCACACAGCAUGCCCUCCCUGCCUGGCAGGCUGUGAGAUGGAUGCUGUAUUUUCUUGCCUUUCAGUGCACACAGCUGCACAUCUGCCUGUACAUGGCACAGAGGGCAGAGAGGCACCUGUGGUGUAGCCCAACAAGGGUAAGGACUCAAGAGGUCUACCCAUGGCAAUCGUUGGACACCUGACACCCAAAGCUAGACUCUCCCUUCUGUGCCAGCACCCCUCCUGACUGUGUCAGAGUGGUCCUGUCUCCCAGCUCAUCCCCCCAGCCCAGCUCUGCUCUCUGCCACGUGUCUGAGCAGAGAGCCCUGUGGUUGAGUGAAUCUGACUUGGACCAGGCAGCACCAGCCCAAGCCCUGGGGAGGAGCAGGAGCUGAAAGUUGUGUGGCUCUGUCAACGUGCCUGUGCCUGACUGUGUCUGUGAGCUCUGUGUGUGUGUGUGUCUAAGCUGUUGUGUGUGUACUUGUGAGCCUGCAGGAUACCUCUCUGGGGAGGUUGAGUGUUGGACUCAUGCCUGUGUUGCCAAAUGUGAUGUGAACCAUGAGCUGAUGGCACUCUGCCAUGCCUGAGAAGAUGCAGUGAGGCUUCAAGACUUGGGGUUUCCAGAGAGAGGUUAAAUCAAUGCAGAGAAGACAAAUCAUUCAUCUGCCUCCACAGGUCUCCAUGGGAGGAACAAAUUAACACCACAAAGGACUUCAUAAGCC
This is a messenger RNA of Pogoniulus pusillus (Red-fronted tinkerbird), 3005 nucleotides long. RefSeq names its product family with sequence similarity 167 member A (gene FAM167A). The coding region runs from base 606 to 1241 and encodes 211 amino acids. Lineage: Eukaryota; Metazoa; Chordata; Aves; Piciformes; Lybiidae. The transcript has 3 exons. The record is from RefSeq and is a predicted model, not a curated record.